UUAAGGUCUGAUACGCUUUGCUGAUUUUAUUUUGCCUUUUCCCCCUUUCAUUGACUUAUCAUAUAGCAAGGGAUUUCUGAGAAUCUCAAAGCAGAAGAUCAAGGGCCCAUAAGACCUACCGUUUACCUGCAGUCCUCACCUUUGCUCUACUUCAGCCUGUCCCAGACUGCGAAACCACCACUCCCAAAAGGCCCUGCGAACCUGGGCGGAGCCGUCCUGUCGAUUGGUUAUUCCUCAGCCCCAGGCAAGCGGCGAUUGGUCAAGUCUGGUGAUAGGGUGGGGCUAAGGCAGUUGCGGGAAUUGGAGCAGUGACAGGACGACAAAGGGGCUUGUAGUUCAGGUCCAAACUCCAGCUGCAGACCAGAGAGAAGCAUGGCUCGGCACGGUGUUUACGUGCUGGGUGUGGCGGCUGUGCUGCUGCUAGGUAUCUCCACAGUGUCCAGAUCGAAGGGCCUGAAGGGCCGGGAGCAUCAGAGGGCGUCGCAAAUCCCUUCUCAGUUCAGCCCAGGCGAGCGCUUCGCGAUGAAGGAAGCGCUGAAAGGUGCCAUCCGGAUUCCAACAGUGUUUUCCAGUACCCCCCUCUCUAACACUGUCUGUCUUGCUUUUUUUUUUAAAUAUAAGGUCUUUCCGACAGUUUUCAAAACCAGCUUUAUCCAGCAUGAAGUCGUAGGAGAGUAUAGCCACCUGCUCACUGUCCGAGGCUCUGACCCCAGCUUGCACCCCUACAUGUUGAUGGCGCACAGUGACGUGGUGCCCGCCCCUGACGAAGGCUGGGAGGUGCCCCCCUUCUCUGGCUUGGAGCAUGAUGGCUUCAUCCAUGGCCAAGGCACACUGGACAACAAGAACUCUGAUGGUCUGAAAUGCUUUGCAAUCCUGCAGGCCCUGGAGCUCUUGCUGAAGAGAAACUACAUCCCUCGAAGAUCUUUCUCCAUUGCUCUGGGCCAUGGUGAAGAGUCAGGGCAUAAUGGGGCUCAGAAGAUCUCAGCCCUGCUACAGACGAGGGGUGUCAAGCUAGCCUUCAUUGUGGACGAUAACUUCAUCUUGGAUGGUUUCAUUUCCUACCCUAAGAAGCCCUUUGCCAUGAUCGCAGGCUCAGAGAAGGGUUUGAUUAACCUCAGCCUGCAAGUAAACAUGACUCCAGGCCACUCUUCAGCUCCCCCAAAGGAGACAAGCAUCAGCAUCCUCGCAGCCGCUGUCAGCCGCCUGGAGCAGACACCAAUGCUGAACAUGUUUGGAAGCGGGCCAUCGAAAAUGACAUUGCAGGAACUGGCACAUGAGUUCCCCUUCCCUGCCAAUAUUAUCUUGAGCAACCUGUGGCUAUUUGGGCCCCUUGUAAGCAGGUUCAUGGAGAGGAGUUACAUAACCAACACGCUGGUCAGGACCACCAUGGCACUCAUCAUGUUCAACGCAGGAGUGAACGUCAUCCCCCCGGUGGCCCAGGCCAUAAUCAACAUGCAGAUUCACCCUGCGCAGACCGUCCAGGAGGUCCUAGACCUCAUCAAGAACAUUGUGGCUGACAGCCGGGUCCAGUUCCACGUGUUGAAUGCCUUUGACCCCCUCCCUGUUAGCCCCUCCGAUCAUCAGGCCUUGGGCUACCAGCUGCUCCACCAGAUCAUACAGUCCAUCUUCCCGGAAGUCAGCACUGUUGUCCCAGGCAUUUGUAUUGGCAACACAGACAGCAGACACUAUGCAAACCUCACCACUGGCAUCUACCGGUUCAACCCCCUCUACCUGCGUCCUCAGAGCUUCCGUAGCACCCAUGGACUCAAUGAGAAAAUCUCAGUCCAAGCCUACUAGACCCAGGUGAAAUUCAUCUUUGAGUUUAUCCAGAAUGCUGACGCGGACCAGGAGCCAGCGCCGCACCGGCACGAACUAUGA
Molecule: messenger RNA, 1878 nt
Organism: Ailuropoda melanoleuca (giant panda)
Lineage: Eukaryota; Metazoa; Chordata; Mammalia; Carnivora; Ursidae
Gene: PM20D1
Product: peptidase M20 domain containing 1
Biological process (GO): lipid metabolic process; amino acid metabolic process
Molecular function (GO): hydrolase activity, acting on carbon-nitrogen (but not peptide) bonds, in linear amides
Source: RefSeq, a predicted model, not a curated record